Molecule: messenger RNA, 1622 nt
Organism: Cryptotermes secundus
Lineage: Eukaryota; Metazoa; Arthropoda; Insecta; Blattodea; Kalotermitidae
Gene: Trm7-32
Product: putative tRNA (cytidine(32)/guanosine(34)-2'-O)-methyltransferase
Exons: 6
Coding region: 249-1118 (289 amino acids)
Biological process (GO): tRNA methylation; cytoplasmic translation
Cellular component (GO): cytoplasm
Molecular function (GO): tRNA methyltransferase activity
Source: RefSeq, a predicted model, not a curated record
UUAUUGCAUAUAUACUUUACGUAGGUAUUGACCGGUAUGACCGGUAUUGAUGCGUGUUAUAUAGGGAUCCAUGGUCAUUACAGAUUGUUACAAUUGUUAUAUUGGUUGUUGCCAAUUGUGUUACGCAGAUAUUUGUGUUUUUUUGUUUGUUUUUUUUUUUGUCAUUUGUAAACAGGUUUUUUUUUAAUCAUCCAAAGUAUUAUAUUUAUCUAGUAGUAAGUGUCGUAUGUGUCUCAAAUUCUUCAAAGAUGAGAAAAACAUCGAAAGACAAACGUGAUAUAUAUUACAGACUUGCUAAGGAAGAGGGCUGGAGGGCACGGAGUGCCUUCAAACUUCUGCACCUGGAUCAGCAGUUCGGUAUCUUUAAAGGAGUGACCAGAGCAGUUGAUCUGUGUGCUGCACCAGGAAGCUGGAGUCAGGUUCUUGUAAAGAAGUUGAGAUCACGUCCCACUUCAGAUCUGUCAGAGGUGAAGAUUGUUGCAGUGGAUCUACAGGCAAUGGCUCCUUUACCUGGGUUAAUACAGAUAGUGGGAGAUAUCACUAAGGAGGAAACUGCACAAGCUCUUAUUAAAGAGUUCAAAGACAGUGCAGCCCAGUUGGUAGUUUGUGAUGGAGCACCUGAUGUGACUGGACUUCAUGAUAUCGAUGAGUUCAUUCAAGCACAGUUGCUGCUUGCUGCUUUUAACAUUACUACACACGUGCUGGCACCUGCAGGAACUUUUGUCGCAAAAGUAUUCCGUGGCAAAGAUGUAUCUCUGUUACUAUCCCAGCUUCAGCUUUUCUUCGGCUGUGUUAAUAUUGCUAAACCCCGUAGCUCCCGCAGUACCAGUAUUGAGGCCUUUGUUGUGUGUCAGAACUACAAACCUCUCCCAGAUUACAAGCCAACAAUGCACAACCCUCUUCUGAAUUUAUCAUAUGAUGAUAAGUGGAUAUCUGAGGGAGCCAAUAAAUUUGUAUCACCAUUUCUUGCCUCUGGAGACUUGCAACCCUUUGAUUCUCUCAGAUCUUGUACAACAGAACAACAUUCACCUGUUCUGGAUGCGUGUACAGAGGAAAGAAGUCGGCCUCUUCCAAAGUCAUCAGCAUGUCCUGCUCCAUCUUUAACAGUACCAACAUAAAACUUCUAAACUUCAUCCUUUGUUUAUUUGAAGAUUAUUGUCUCCUGGGAUGUGACACCAGACCCAUAUUCUUGGUAGAUUAAUACAAACUUUUGAAGGAAUCUGCUGCUUCCAUGUUCCGGAUAGGAGAUGGAGACAGCAGAUCCUCCAAAAUGUUGCUGUCCUUCUAUCAGAUUACACAGUAUCACAUCCCUAAAGUCAGGGUAAUCUAGAUGCUUGCUGCCAAGAGAGACUCAGAUCUCUUGUACUGUCUACUUUAUGUAGGUUAAUAUAACUUGGUACACAUUUCAUUUUUAUACAGCAAUGUGAUCACAAGGCACAAUUUAAAAAGCUUAAAUUCCUCAUUGGGCCAAAAGAUAACUGUGUAUUGAAUAAAUGUAGAUGUUAUAUUUCAAACCAGAAAUUAAUACUGUCACGUGUUGCCUCUGUAACACAUCAAAUAAAUAGGGUUAUUGGACACUUGCUUUUACACACGCAAGUACAAUUAUGAUCACUUAUAAUGUC